AUGUGUCUUUCGGUAGAAGCCAGUCUCUCCGGUCGCCUACGGGGCCUCCUGGUGCUCCUACGGGGCAUCCAGGCUCAUCCGCAGCUCCAGUGCCUCCCGACGGUUUCGCCAGGAGCCGUCGCAGCCUCCAGGGCCUCCUUUGCCUCAGUCUCCGACGUUGAUCUCCAGUCUCCGGCGGGUUCCUCAGGAGCACGACUCUCGCCAGUGCCGCUCAGCUCCAUGUCGCCUCCCUGGCGCCCUGAGCAGCCGAAGUGGCGAUGUCUCCUCCUGUUCACUCCUGGGCCGACUGGUGCGCAGGCGCCGCCGUGGCAGCUGUCUCUCAGCAGCCUCCAGGCGCCGCUGGGCACGCCAGGUCUCGCUCAUCGCCAGUCGCCGCUUUUCGCCAGUGCGCCACUUGCUCCAGUCUCCUCCACUUUCCUCUGGGCUCCUCCCGGUCCUCUGUCUCCGCCUUUUCCUCCGUCUCGCUCUUCCUCUGGUGCCUCCGGUGCCGCCAGUCGCCGUCCUAAUCGCUGGUCGCGCCGGGGCCGCCAGUCGGCCGCCGCUGCUCCAGUCGCCUCCUGUUCCUCCAGUCUCGCCCGGGCCGCCAGGCUCAGCUCGUGCGUCCUGGUCGCCCGGGCCUCCAGGCGCCGCCGGGGCCGCCUGGCCCGCUGUCCGCGGCAGCGACGGCGCCGCGCUGCCCGCCUGGCGCCGCUGGUGCCGCCAGGCGCCUCCUCUGCCGCGGAGCACGAGGAGCCGCAGGCUCGGCCGCCGGAGCCGCCGGCGACGCCGGUGCCGCCCGGCUCGCCUGAUCCGCCGGCUCCGCCGUUGCCGCCCGGUCGCCGCCGUGAGCCUCCCGUCUCCGGCCUUUGCCGCCCGGCGCCCCGGGAGCCUCCGUCUCCGCUUAGCCACCCGGCGCCUCAUUUGCUCGGCGCCUCCGGUGACGCCACGGCUCCUCCUGUGCCGCCGGGACCGCAUUUUCCUCCCGGCUCCGCCGUAGCCGCGUCCUCCGCCGGUAGCCUCCCGGAGCGCGGAGCCCUCCGGGCGACGCAGGUCGAACGGCGCCGCAUGGUAGCUCCCGUCGAAUCUUAUCCUCCCGGUUCCUCUUUAUCCGCCGGCGAGCACGGAGCCGCCGGUCGCCGGAUUCCGACGGCGCGCCUGUCCUACCGGCUAGCCGGAGCGACGGCGCAGUCUGUGCAGCCGGAGCUCCGGUGA
Molecule: messenger RNA, 1191 nt
Organism: Penaeus chinensis
Lineage: Eukaryota; Metazoa; Arthropoda; Malacostraca; Decapoda; Penaeidae
Product: atherin-like
Exons: 3
Coding region: 1-1191 (396 amino acids)
Source: RefSeq, a predicted model, not a curated record